CUAUUUGUCGGAUGCUCUCUAGAAAGAAACUGUUUUUUUUUCCUCUAAAAAGUUGGCAGCACUGACUUAAACUUCACAGGCAGCAAGCAAAAAAAAAAAGAUUUUGCAAUUUUCAGAAACUGAAUAAAUGUUGAUGUAGCUAGACAUAAAAUAAAGAUUGCAAUGGGCUACGAUGUCAAUCGCUUUCAAGGCGAGGUGGACGAGGAGCUCACAUGCCCGAUUUGUUCCGGUGUGCUGGAAGAUCCGCUUCAGGCGGUCAUGUGCGAGCAUGCCUUCUGUCGCGGCUGCAUCAAUGAGUGGCUAUCGCGGCAACCCACAUGUCCAGUGGAUCGAAAUGCACUAACAACAGCCAAUUUGAGAGCAGUGCCUCGCAUAUUGCGCAACUUGCUGUCCAGGCUGUCGAUUACCUGCGACAAUGCGCCCUAUGGGUGCACAGCUGUGCUUAAAUUGGAUGCUUACAAUUCACAUUUGGAGGAGUGCGUACACAAUCCAAAGCGUCCGUUUCCAUGUGAGAAGGGCUGUGGCUUUGAUAUACCGAAGGACGAGCUGAAGGAUCACAAUUGUGUGCGGGAGCUGCGCACAUUGAUUGUCAAGCAAACGGAGAAAAUGGGACAACUGAAGACGGAGCUUAAUGAUCAACAGCUGACCAUUAACGAGUUGAAGCGGGAGUUGCAACUCUUUAAGGAUUUUAUGCGAGCAAUGCGCGUGUCUAACCCGGCCAUGCGCGCCAUUGCUGAUCAAAUGGAGCGGGACGAGGUUAUACGCUGGAGCAGCGCCCUGGCUAGAGCGCGUGUAACACGCUGGGGCGGCAUGAUCUCCACACCCGACGAUGCGCUGCAGCUUAUGAUUAAGCGUGCAUUGUCGGAAUCGGGUUGCCCGCCUCACAUUCUGGAUAGCCUGAUGGAGAACUGUCACGAGCGACGUUGGCCACGCGGCUUGAGUUCGCUGGAAACGCGUCAGAACAAUCGGCGGAUCUAUGAUAAUUACAUCUGUCGGCGCAUACCAGGCUUUGUCAUUGCAGGCAAACAGGCGGUGCUUGUGCUAAGCUGUGACAACGUCCACAUGACUGAGGAUGUUAUGGUCGAACCAGGUCUGGUUAUGAUCUUUGCGCAUGGCAUCGAAUAGCUCUCGAAGAAGCAGCAACAAUAGCAGCAGGAGCAGCUAAACCAGCUACAUUCAACUACAUAAUUAGAAACUAAAUACUACAUGUAUAUCAAACAGUGCUCAGUUUUGUUGUUUCCUUGACCUAAUGCAUAAGUCUUAAGCAUAAUAUAAUAACACAAUUCUCAUAUAAAUCAUGUAAUCAUUAAGAUACUCUCGAAAUCAUCUGAAACGGGGAAAAAACAAACAAACCAUUCAAGCGCCUCAUGACAACUUUCAAGUUGUAGCAAACAAAUUUAUACUACAAUUAUUAUUUCUAUUUAAGUACAUUCAUCAUGUAUGUGCAUAUUCCAUUUACAUUCAUGUAAACAUAGCAAACAUAAAAUAUUUGUAAAAUUAAGAGAUCUCAGCAAACUAAUUUUUGUUAAUUUUCACUUUAAAUUUCGGUCGAUGCAUAGAAUUUGUAUCUAUAUUCAAUCA
Messenger RNA from Drosophila innubila, 1581 nucleotides. It is a transcript of the gene elgi, whose product is annotated as E3 ubiquitin-protein ligase NRDP1. Gene Ontology annotation, molecular function: ubiquitin protein ligase activity; metal ion binding. Gene Ontology annotation, cellular component: plasma membrane signaling receptor complex. Lineage: Eukaryota; Metazoa; Arthropoda; Insecta; Diptera; Drosophilidae. Gene Ontology annotation, biological process: tumor necrosis factor-mediated signaling pathway; regulation of canonical NF-kappaB signal transduction; positive regulation of JNK cascade. The transcript is spliced from 5 exons. The record is from RefSeq and is a predicted model, not a curated record. Bases 163 to 1125 code for a protein of 320 amino acids.